CUCUCAGCUGACUUAGGUUGCUAUCCUCUCAGCUGACAUAGGUUACUAUCCUCUCAGCUGGCACAGGUUGCUAUCCUCUCAGCUGGCACAGGUUCCUAUCUUCUCAGCUGACAUGUCUCAGCCACCACAGUGAAUGUUACUUACGACACACUUCAUACCCAGCAGAGGUAGUCCACAGCAGGAGGUUGUUAAGGUCGAAGCGAUGGAAACUCUGCCGGGAAGAGACAAGGAAUUCUCUGACUACGACCUGACCUUCCUUCAAACCAGAGACCGUGACCUGACCUACUAGAGACUACUCUAACAAGGAAGCAUGAAGGUGAUCGUGUCAGUGUUGUGUCUGGUCGCUGUGGCCUCCGCCAGGAUGGCCUACAGGUUCUCAGACGGCUACCUGGAAGUCCUAGGUGCCGAACCACAACAUACUUUCGACUGCAACGGCCGCUCCUACGGUUACUACGCCGACGUUCCUACCGACUGCCGCGUCUUCCACGUCUGCCUGCCCAUCUCUGACGACCUGGGAGAGACAGUAGAGAUGGCACACUUCUCCUUCUUCUGUGGUAACCAGACAGUGUUUAGUCAGGAGUCCCUCACCUGCUCACACCCGCAGGAGGCCUUUCCCUGUGACCAGGCGGAAACUCUCUACGACCUUUCCAACGCUGACUUCGGCAAGAUCCCCGACGACAACCAGUAGUUCGCAGACACGAUAACAAUCUGGCGCCGCUAAAACGAUAUCUGUGAUAUCAACGUCAUGUUUUUAUAAAAAAAAUAGGCUUAGGCCAGUAGAAAUAAAGUGCUAUGUUUUAUUC
This is a messenger RNA of Cherax quadricarinatus, 803 nucleotides long. Lineage: Eukaryota; Metazoa; Arthropoda; Malacostraca; Decapoda; Parastacidae. The record is from RefSeq and is a predicted model, not a curated record.